Dermacentor albipictus is the source of this 1965-nucleotide messenger RNA. The record is from RefSeq and is a predicted model, not a curated record. NCBI's taxonomy places the organism in Eukaryota, Metazoa, Arthropoda, Arachnida, Ixodida, Ixodidae.
CACACCUCCGCGACUGGAUCUCGCUGUAGGUGCCACAGGGGCGCCAUCAAGUGCUCCUGCAGCAGCUUUCUGGUGCUUGGUCAUUUGCUGUAGACGGAGCGGGACUGCGCUUACGCCCAGCACUCGUCGCGCCUCGGCGUCCGGCGCAUCACGCGGUCUGGUUGCACUCGGUUCGGGUGCUCGCCAGAAUUCAAGGACAGUGCCUCUUCGUAUCUCGCUUUCCGGGUUCGCUAUUGCAUAUUCUUACAACCUGCGAUGCUUUAUUGACGUCGAGCUUAUCAUAACUUGAUGGCAGUGACGAUCAAAACAGGACUUAAGCAUGAUGGAGCAGCACUGCCUGCAGGCACCAAGGGGGCGAAUGGAGUUUCGACAGGAAUACCGGACGUGGACCCUGUAGACUUCUGAAACCGGUGUAGCGCUGCCCCUUGCCGCGCCGCACUGGCGUGACUUACUUGAGCGCGCCAUGCCGGCAAGCUGACGGGAACAGAGCCAGUCGGCGAUCGUGCCUUAGUUCAAAGGUACAGUCCAGAGACGUACGCGACAUGAGAAGAGCGAAGAGGUGCAAGAACUUUAUCCUCAAGUCAGCGUUACCGUGUACUGUGUUGUGCACUGUGGUCUGUUUAGUGCUGUACACGCUUGACGCCUUCGGUCCACGUGAUGUGACGUUUCUUGGUGGCAACAUUACUAAACCGCACCGAACAUAUCGCGUUCUUAUGUGGCACAGCUUUAGCCAUGAUUUUUUUGAACGCAUUUUCGGGGACAAUGCCAUCGAGAAGUGCUCAUUUCCAUGCAAAUUCGGCCAAGACCGAAAUGACCUGUAUAGAAGCGACGUCGUCGUUUUGCAGAGCUUUUCUAAGUCGUUCUGGGAAAGUCUCCCUCGCCGCCGUAGACCGGGCCAGGCUUGGGUGUUGUACGCCAUGGAGCCUCCGCACAGACUGCCGGUGAAGGCUUCGAAGUUGGAUACGCUAGGUAUUAACUGGACGCUCUCUUAUCGAUUCGACGCUGACAUCGUGCACAGACAUAGCUUUAGGACGGUGCGUAGGCGAAUCGUCGAGCGCGUAUCAGCGCCGGACCCGAAAGCUAGACCCGUAGCGUGGAUCGUGUCCAACUGCCGGAGCUUCAGCCGCCGCGAGAGCUAUGUGCGGGAGCUGCAGAAGGUCGUCCCAGUGGACGUGUUUGGUCGCUGCGGGCGACACCGCUGCCGCGAGCAGCACUUCGGCUGCUACCGGGAAAUCGCGGCCAACUACUCCUUCUAUCUGGCCUUCGAGAACUCCGUCUGCAAGGACUACAGCACCGAGAAGCUCUUCCACCCGCUGAUGAACUCCAUGGUUCCCGUCGUGAUGGGCGGCGCCAAUUACUCCGCGGUCGCACCUCCGGGAUCCUACAUAAACUUCGCCCAUUUCAGGACCGCUCGAGAAUUGGGAGCUUAUCUGCUGGAGCUGCAAGGAAAUCCGCAGGAGUACAAGCGCUACUUCGAGUGGAAAAAGCACUACGCCAUAGAGAGGCCUUCCUUCGGUUGCACCACAUGCGAGCAGAUUCACCGGCUCUUCAGACUUCCCGCGAGAGAAAUCCGCCGCAGCCUGUACGAGUACCUCUGGAAAGAGGUGCGCUGCACCACGUGGCAGGGGCUGCUUAAUAGGACCUGGUCGUAACGCAACCCAGCUUGUCAGGAGUGCGCUAUCAAGACGCAACGCGCCAACGGCCUGUUUACCCCUCCACGUACUGUACAAGCUGUUACGCAAGCAUACUGUAUGCCCCAGCCAAUGCGGCGCAAGCUAUAACGAAAAAAAAAAUUCGGCAGAACCCAUCGCACGAUGACUGCCGAUGGUAAUGCGUUAAGCAUUGAAAAAGUAUAGCGACACAACCUAUUCCCACUGCAAAAACGAGGUAUGUAUGAGGCUGUACUUCAGUGGGACUCCUCUUUUACGCUCGUGACUUUUACGCUCGUGGGACUCCUCUUCUGCG